This is a messenger RNA of Hydractinia symbiolongicarpus, 2534 nucleotides long. RefSeq names its product ras-specific guanine nucleotide-releasing factor RalGPS2-like. Gene Ontology annotation, biological process: Ras protein signal transduction; positive regulation of GTPase activity. Gene Ontology annotation, molecular function: guanyl-nucleotide exchange factor activity. Gene Ontology annotation, cellular component: plasma membrane. The coding region runs from base 65 to 2014 and encodes 649 amino acids. The record is from RefSeq and is a predicted model, not a curated record. The transcript has 21 exons. NCBI's taxonomy places the organism in Eukaryota, Metazoa, Cnidaria, Hydrozoa, Anthoathecata, Hydractiniidae.
AAAAAUAGAAUUUACGUAUGAAGUUUAAAACAUUUAAAAAGUUGUGAAGAAAGGUGCAUUAACUAUGGAUGGUAUAGGUGUUUUAAUAAAAUCCAGUGGUCGUAGAAGUUUUAAUGAAUAUGAUCACAUUUCAUUCCCGCCACAAAGACUUAGACGUAAAACAUGGUGCGGAUUUAGUAACGAAACCGACCGUUGCUUUUUUAAAAUCGUAGAAGUAAAUGACGAACAGUGCAGUCAAGUAAUGAACAAAAAUCAUAGUUCAUUAAUCGCCACAAAUCCUGCUGUUGUAAAGGACCUGGAACUGAAUUUUGGUGAUAAUAAGUGUGUAGAAAGUCUACAGCAAUCAAAAGAAUUCGAUGCAGUUGUCUUUGACGUAUUGAAAGUUCAACCAGAAGAUGUUGCUAAUCAAUUAACUCUCAUUGACUUGCCGUUAUUCCAAAGUAUUGGACCAGAGGAAUUAACAAGCUGUUGCUGGACGAGUAAAAAGAAAUAUGAAAUAUGUCCAAACGUUGUAAAUUUCACGAAAAGGUUUAAUCAGGUUAGCUAUUGGGUGACAAGAGAAGUUUUAAAUUCCAAUACAGCGAAAAAUAGAGCAGAAAAAUUAAUUUAUUUAAUAAAAGUAGCCAAAAAACUGUUUGAUCUUAAUAACCUAAAUUCUUUAAAAGCAGUUGUAUCUGGAUUGCAAAGUGCACCAAUAUAUAGAUUAACAAAAACAUGGAAUUUAAUUCCUAAACGAGAUAAAGAAAAACUGGAAAAACUGAAUGAAUUAGUAGCAGAAGAUAAUAACAGAAUAAAAUUUCGUGAAUAUAUACAAACAGUGAAAUUACCAUGCAUACCUUACUUAGGUAUGUAUUUAACAGACCUGACGUAUAUAAAUACUAUACAUCCCUUAACAGGAGGUCUUGAUGUUGCUAGAACGAAUAAGAUGAACGAAAUCUUGAGAAUCAUAGCUGACUUCCAGCAAUCAACAUAUGAUCUGAAAAGCCAAAAAUAUAUACAGGAAUAUUUAAAUUCCAUCAAAUAUAUCGAUGAACUUCAAAAGUUUAUGGAAGAUGAAAAUUACAAACUAUCUCAGAAAAUAGAACCAAGCACGGCCACUCUAAGAGAGUCAAAAGACCUAGGAAGGAGACGACGUGAAAUAUUUUCUGAAUCAGAUGAAACGUAUCGUCUUCACCCUAAAGCACCGUUAGCAAAAUCCAAUAGUUUAAGAGACAAACCAAAAUCAUCUAACUUGACUGUUAAGUCAUCCAGUUUGAACCUUCCUAACACGCCGUUUCGUUCACCUUCGCCCGAUAAAAAAGUAUUUACACCUGGACAUAGGAAAGUGAAAAGUCUAGGAAGCAACCAACAGUUGUUAGCAUCACUUUCGGCACUAAACACGUUAAAUUUACCUGGUAGUCAAAGCAGUAGCGUAUCGAAUUCAGGUGGUUCCCGUUAUAACUUGAUGGAUGACACGUUGCUGGAAGAUCAAAGCAAUGGCGACAUUCACGCAAGCACAAGUUAUGAAUCUGGCUUGGAUCAGGAUCAACCAGAAACUCAUCCUAUUAUACAAAACUUCGAACCUCCGGCAAUAGGUUGUGAGCUUUCACCGUGUUUACCUGAUACAUAUUUCAAACUGCAAGGCUUCUUAAAGCGAAAGACUUGUUUAAAAAAUGGAUACAAACCAAAGGUCACCAGUUGGCAACGAUAUUGGGUGGGAAUAACCUGUUCUUGUCUUAUUUAUUUUCUUCCAAGAUAUCGAGCCUUUGGAGGCCACGAAAGAACGCAUUUUCGACAAGAUCCUCACAAAAUUUUACCGUUGCAUGGCUGCACUGUGUUCGUUAGUGAUAUACAUUCAGAUUCGUUUCGUUUAACUGAGGACAGGGGAAGUAACGUGUAUCAAUUCCGUGCUGGCACUCAAGCGAAUGCAAAACUGUGGUGCAAAUAUAUCGCAGAAGCUUCUGAUGACAAAAAAUUAACGCCGGCAAACUUAAUCACGUUCGAUGAAUCAGAUGAUGACAACACGCGAUUAUGACAAAAAAUAUGGCUGAGGACUAACUCGACAAGAAUUUGCAAGUAAAAUUUAUUUAAAUACUGGUAGUUUCGUUUUAUUGAAGACGAUGUUGUAAAUCUCACAAAAGUGGUAACUUCUUUCCCUUUCAAUCAGUUUCCAUCGUAUUCCAGUCGUGUUCCAGUGUUUUUUUGUUUUGAAAAAAAAAAGUUUUAUUUGACUUUAUAAAUUAUAAUUUAUCUACUAUUUUAUAUGUCUGUUAACAAGAGUUAUUAUAUACGAAGCUUUCUUACGGCUGUAAGCCUUCUUCUAUGUUUUUGAAGUACAUAUUUUCAUGCGGACGUGUAAAUCAUGCUUUAAUAUCGUCGUUAGCACGUGAACACACGUCAGUGUUUUUUUAAUGAACGAUAAUAUUUUAAGGGGUUAAAAUUUCCAGCAAAAUUUUUUUGUAAAUAUUUUUUUUGUCAGAAUUUAAGAAUAGAAAACUGUUUAUAAAUUGUACAAAAUGUGUAAAGAAAAUAUAUAUUGUCAUUAUUUAAUAAAA